Octopus sinensis (East Asian common octopus) is the source of this 6616-nucleotide messenger RNA. Its product is annotated as tensin-3. The record is from RefSeq and is a predicted model, not a curated record. NCBI's taxonomy places the organism in Eukaryota, Metazoa, Mollusca, Cephalopoda, Octopoda, Octopodidae. Gene Ontology annotation, molecular function: protein tyrosine phosphatase activity; protein binding. The transcript is spliced from 32 exons. Gene Ontology annotation, biological process: protein dephosphorylation. Bases 578 to 6445 code for a protein of 1955 amino acids.
UACUGCUGUUGCUGGAACCGGCUGUCUGCUACUACAGGAAGAAGAUCGUGGCAAGUUACACUUUGAAAGCAGCAGACAGCUUUUUUCCUUCCUUUCUCUCUCUUUAUUUCGUUCUCCUUCUCUUCUCUCUCUUAUUUUCUUUUUGCCUAUCUGUCAGCUUGUCUCUCUUUUGUUUUGUUUCAUUUAAAAACCAGCAUCAAUCAUAAAUCAUAUCUGAUGGAAUGUCAAAAAAUUUUCCUUAGCCUCAUUGUUCUAGUGUCACCUCUCUAUAGUGUUGACUAUGAAUUUGAUAAGGAAACCAACAAGUCUCUUCGUGAGUGAAACGAAAUACAUCUAACAAGUAAAUAAAAUAUGCAGUCACACUUCCUCUACUUUCAUUUUCACUUUCCACUGGGAGUUAUCAUGCUGUUACCCACUUGGGUACUAUAGACAGAUGCACUAGACGCACAUUUCUUUUGGUGGCAGCAUUUCAUCUUGUCAAAAAUAGUAUGUUAGGGUCAGAUGUCAAGUUAUAUUAGCACCAUCUAUGAUAACAGUUCACUGACAGCUGAACCUCAGCAGCAAUCUGGUGCUCCUCAUGGACACAACUGGAUCUAGGCAUUUACCACUGGUCAUCUAUACAAUUUCACACUGGCCCACAUAUCUUCCCACACUCUACAAACUUGCAUAUCCCUAUUUUAGUUAUCUCCAUGCUGAAGUGUGGUCCACUCUUCUUCUACCAGGCAUGGCAUGUUUUCAGUUUAGAUGUUUGUCGUUUACUUACCCAUGGAGGGAUAUUUUCCACUGGUUAACUAAGGCUCUGUCACGUCUUAGAAACAACACAACGCUACAGCCUCAAGAUGCAGAGGAGACAUGUAUCGUCCAUAACUUCCAGCCCCAUCGUGUAGUCCAACCUCACCAAUGCCUUGUGUGUAAAAAAAUAAUAUGGAACCAAGGUAGUUCCUGCGUAGAUUGUCACAUUAUUUGUCACAGGAAAUGUGAAACAGAGGUGAUGACUACAUGCACACCGACAGGAGGUAUACGAGAGAAGAAUGACUUUUUGACUCAAACAAUUCUUCCGGAAGCGUUGGCUUCACCCACCUCUGAAGAAAACAUGUCGGAUCUACGGAAUAUAAUAACAAAAAGCCAAGAAUCAGCUGGGGAAGACCGGUUGGUGCUAGACCUCACCUAUGUCAUGGAAAGGAUUAUUGCGAUAUCCUUUCCCGCUGAGGGACAUGAUGAACUCUACAGCUAUGCACUUAAAGAUGUGGCUAACAUGCUGAAAACUAAGCAUGGUGACAAAUAUCUGGUUAUCAAUCUUUCAGAAAAAAGAGAGGAUUUAUCCCAAAUCAAUGUUCAUGUUGUUGAUUUCGGCUGGCCAGAUCAUCUGGCACCACCCCUGGAGCGAUUAUGUAGCAUUUGCAAAUCUAUUGACUCUUGGUUAAAUUCUGACCCUCAGCAUAUUGUUGUCAUUCAUUGUAAAGGAGGCAAAGGUAGAAUUGCCGUGGUUACUGCUGCUUACAUGAACUACUGUAACAUCUGCUCCAGCAAAGACCAAGCUCUUGAUAGAUUCGCUAUGAAGCGAUUUUAUGAUGACAAACUUGGUGGUUUGCCACAACCAUCACAGAGAAGGUAUGUUCAUUAUUUCACUGGUCUACUAUCCAGUGCAAUCAACAUCAACAGUGAAGCUCUAUAUCUUCACCACAUCCUUAUCCAUGGGGUCCCCAACUUUGAUGGCAAAGGGGGCUGUCGGCCAUUUAUUAAGGUCUACCAAGGAAUGCAGCCUAUGUUUACAUCAGGAAUCUAUACUGUCACUGACAACAUGCAGAAGGUGUGGAUAUCAAUAUCACCUGGAAUACCACUUCGUGGAGAUGUCCUCAUCAAAUGUUAUCACAAAAAACCUAAGGGAAACCAACGCGAGAUAAUUUGGCGUUGUCAGUUCCAUACCUGUGCUAUUUCUGAGAGCAGCUUAGUGUUUAGCAGACAGGAACUUGAUGAAGCUUGUAAUGACCCAAGAUUUCCUGACAAUGGUAAAGUUGAAUUUGUAUUUAGCAGGGAUGCUGAUGGACUCGUUAAAGUUAGUGGAUUUGACUCGUAUGUGAAAGUACCAGUUGAUGAUGGUGGUGAUGGUCUUAUUCGUUCAGACUCUUAUGGAAAUUUCAAUAAUUUAAUAGAAUCCAGCACAAAUGCUGAUGUCAAUGCUAAUGGUCUAGAUAGCACAGUGAACAUCAAUGAAAGUAUCCAGCACUCUGAAGGUCCACUAGAUGGCAGUCUCUAUGCUACAGUCAACAAGAGGCGAAUGGAAUCCACUACAACUACUAGUACUACAUACGUCAAUGGCAUCAACGGAUCUGUGCAUGAUUCUAGUAUGGAUUCGGGUAUAUCCUCCUCUUACGGUUACACAGUAAAUGAGACUGUUCUUCCAAAGACAAGCACUGAAGUGCACACCAGUAGUUCUACAAUAAAGUCAGAACCCACGAAAGCCCUUGACGAGCACAGAGAAUUGGAUGCCAUAUUGGAAGGUUUGCUGAAGGAUCAGGCAUUUGAAUCUGUUACACCAGCACCUGCAUCAGUCAGUGAAACUUCCACUGUGACAUCAUCCUACACAGAGACCCACAAACCAAUGUCAAUUGUUACCCAAAAAACUGAGAUAAUCAAGGAGUCACCAGUUUAUAUAGAAGAGAGCCACUACACCAUCACCAAAUCAAGUGAAGAGAAGAUGAAGCAUGUCCCUAAGAAUGCUUUCUCUUACACUGCACCACCCAUUGUUGAAACAAAGAUAAUCAGGGAGACAGAGUCUCGCAAGAGCCCUGACAAAGAGCCAUCUACUGGCCCAGCUCCAUCUCCUAAAAGCUACACCUUGCCUUAUCGUGCAGAUUAUGAAAAUACUUAUUCUACAACUUACACAACUGAAAACACAUCUCAUAUGGAUUCUGAAGCACUGUCAUGGUUGGAGCAGCAGCAACAAAAGUUAAAGCAGAGGAAAGAAGACGAUGAUGGGAAACGGAGCCAUCAGGAAAAGGCCCUCGUUGAGGAACUGAAACAUGCUCAGACCCGGUACGCUACAAAAAGGGCCAAAAGCGAUCAAGAGGAACACGAAGUGAUGCAGUCAUAUAUUAAUGGCCCAUCUUCUCCCAUCACUUUUGACGGUUACACUGUAUACCAGAUGUCUAUCAGCCCACAGACAACCACUCGUAAGCAUCACAGCGUUAAUGAUGAGGUAUUUGAUGUAAGUGCUUCCGAGACCCACAGUCGCACCGUGAGCAAGCCUCCUCCAUCUCCUGGACCUACUGUCCGGACACCAACCACCACCACACCUCCUGCACCUGUUCGCUCAAGCAGCAAGGACUACAUGCAACGGCAACGCUCAAACAGUCGGGAUUGGCCUCCGCAGCAGAGGCCUCAGCGCGUCAGUACAACAACCAGCGUAGUUACAACCUCAGAAGGUACAGUGGUCAAUGAAACUCCAGUCACGGCAUGCACAAGUCGUAGUAACAGCCGUACUCCCCCUCCAUCUCCGCCACUUGCACAGUUUUCGCCUCCGCCUGCAUCAGCAACGCCUCCUCCGCCUGCAUCAGCAACGCCUCCUCCGCAAUUACCAGAAGCUUCUACUUGCAGUACCUAUCAAGCACCACCUGUGGUAGAGGAACCCAUAGUCCCUCCACCAUCUGUGGUGGAGGAACCCAUAGUCCCUCCACCAUCUGUGGUGGAGGAACCCAUAGUCCCUCCAUCAUCUGUGGUGGAGGAACCCAUAGUCCCUCCAUCAUCUGUGGUGGAGGAACCCAUAGUCCCUCCACCAUCUGUGGUGGAGGAACCUAUAGUCCCUCCACAAGAGCAACAGUACCAAUACACUCCUGUUGAUGAGCCCAUAGUUACAGUCUCCGACCCCCCUCCAUAUUACAACCAGCCAUAUAAUGUAAUUGAAUCGAAGGAUAUCAUAGAUGAUAGCUACCCCAGUCCACCUAGCCCUUACCAAACAACACCCACAGAAACCGAGCAGCCCAAAGUUAGUCCUCCCCAAUCAGAAUCCUCUCCAUCCCCUCAAAUCCAAAUCCACGAACUGGGCCCUGUAACAGAAGUGUUUGUACACAGAUCUUCAAGUGUAUCAUCUAACCAGACAACCCAGGAAACGAGUCCUGACCUCGACCAGCUGGAAGCAGCAAUACAGGCCAUGCAUACCACUGUGAAAGAACCGACACCCCCUCCUGUUCAGCCAACACCGGUACCAGUAGUAACAACGCCACCCCCAGCGCCAGCACCAGUUGUCCAGCAGCAGCAGCAGCAAGAGUUUAUUCAACACAAGAGUGAAUCAUACACCACAGUGACUUCACAAACUUUCGAGAGCCAAAAGCAACAGCAUCAACAGUCUGUGAGUACUGUGCAGCGGAGCAUGUCCCCCGUGUGGGAUAAUGUCAUAGGCUAUCCAACCAAUAACUUUACCCAGGUGCCAAAAGAACCGCCACUGGAGGUUAGAGAAAUAGAAGAAGACCGCAUUUCUUUACGACCCAUUGGUCCAGGUGUUCAAACCCUUGAACCAGAUUCGAUGUCCACUCUUGGUCGCCCAACUACACCAGCUUUCCCCGUCAGCCCUGCAUCAAGUGUCGCAACCCCUCCUUUCCCAGUGUCACCUGGUACGCCUUACGUCAACCCAAGUAGUCCUUUUGGCCAUUCUAAUUACCAUUUUAGGUCUCGUGGCCAUUCAGUUUUGACUCCAGGUCUACACUCGGGCUAUGCUACCACGAUGAUCACCCCCAGUGGCACAGUUCUGCUCCAAUCUGCCAUCACCCCAUCUUCUUCCGCUCAUUUCACAACUGCCACCACAUUAGAAGACAGAUCACAACAACAACAGCCACCGCCACCGGCACCAACACAAGGCAAAUACUAUCGACAGUCAGCCCGUUACUCUGACCCUCUCUAUGCUUCCAUUCCAGAGGUUGCGGAGCCUCACCUGCCAGCGGGCAGUCAACUGUCCAGUCCAACUGGUACAUUGACCGGCGGUCAGAGUAGUCAGUAUAACACCUACGUACAGCAGCAGCAAAAUUAUCAAACCUCCAGCAGUCAUCACCAUCAUCAGCAGCAGCAGCACCAUCCCGGCCAGAUGGCUCCUCCCCAACCUGAUCAACUUCUCUUGCUUCAGCAGCAGCAAAAACAACAGCAGCUGCAACAACAACAACAACAACAACAGCAGCAGUUACAGUAUCAACAACAGCUGCAGCAGCAACAACAACAACAACAACAGUUGCAGCAGCAGCAACAGUAUCAACAACAUAUGCAACAACAGCAGCAUUAUCAACAAUACUCAUCUACAAUUGACGGUAGUGCCACUCUACCUCCAGGAAGUUCCCUCCAUGUUGACACAAGCUCCAGAUCCAUGUCUGCCACUUUACCGCGCAGUCCUUCAUCUGCUGGAAGUCCCCCUUCACCAGGCAGUCUGAACAUACUGCGACAGCAGCUGAGUGCACAACAUAUGGGCAGUAGCGCUAUAAGUCCUGGCCCUCUGUCGAUGGGUGGACAGAGUUCACCUAGUGUCUAUUUUGGACUGUCUCGUAGAGGGAGCAUGUCUUCACUAGCAGAAUCGGACCUUGUUCAGAGUACACCCAAGUUCGUGAAAGAUACGUCCAAGUUCUGGUAUAAACCUAACAUUAGCAGAGAAGAUGCAAUUUUGAUGCUCAAAGAUAAAGCCCCAGGUAUCUUUGUUGUCCGUGACAGCAACUCCUUCCCUGGAGCUUUUGGUCUUGCUCUCAAAGUGGCUCAAGUGCCACCAAAUGUACAGACUAAAGCAGGUGCUGAUCCAGCAUCAGAGCUAGUGCGCCACUUUUUGAUUGAACCUACACCCAAAGGUGUUCGUCUACGAGGAUGCAGUAACGAACCUGUUUUUGGAACUUUGGCAGCUCUUGUGUACCAGCAUUCCAUCACUCCACUGGCACUGCCAUGUAAAUUAGUUCUCCCUGAAUCAGAUCCAGCAGGUGAUGUUAGCAAUCCUGAAAGUCCUCACAGUUCUGAAAUUCCUAGUUCAGCAGCUGCUUUGCUGGCUACAGGGGCAGCCUGCAAUGUUCUCUACCUAAAUACUGUGGAUACAGAAUCCCUGACUGGGCCUCAAGCCGUUGCUAAAGCAGCCAAAGUGACCUUCAGUUUAGACCCCAUACCUAAGACAACUGUCGUACAUUUCAAAGUUUCUUCCCAAGGCAUUACACUGACAGACAACAACAGAAAACUCUUCUUCCGGCGACAUUAUCCAGUUACUGCAGUGACAUAUUGUGGAAUUGACCCUGAAGACCGAAGAUGGAACAAAGUCAAUGUACCUGGAACAGGAGGAGCCAAGGUGUUUGGUUUUAUUGCACGUAAACAAGGAGGAGUUUCUGACAAUGCCUGCCAUUUGUUUGCUGAACUUGACCCGGAACAGCCUGCCUUUGCGAUCGUCAACUUUGUCACCAAAGUAAUGGUGGGACCUAACAAAAUCAAAUGAUUCAGUGAACAACAAUCUUCUUUUGACUAACAUAUUGAAAUAGAAACAUGUGUGUAUGUGUGUGUGUGUGAGGGAGAGAGAGAGUGUGUGGGUGUUUAUGCAUACAUGACCAUAUGAAGAAUAUAUAUAUAUACAUAUAUAUAUAUACACACACACACAUCUGUGUGUGUG